This is a messenger RNA of Micropterus dolomieu (smallmouth bass), 5816 nucleotides long. RefSeq names its product E3 ubiquitin-protein ligase HECW2-like. Gene Ontology annotation, molecular function: protein binding; ubiquitin-protein transferase activity. Lineage: Eukaryota; Metazoa; Chordata; Actinopteri; Centrarchiformes; Centrarchidae. The transcript has 30 exons. The coding region runs from base 100 to 4830 and encodes 1576 amino acids. Gene Ontology annotation, biological process: regulation of dendrite morphogenesis. The record is from RefSeq and is a predicted model, not a curated record.
UCCCACUCCCACCAGCACCACCAUCACCUCCCCCAGAUCUCCUCCUCUCCCCCUCGCUUCUCGCCCCCUCCUUUCUCCACCACCUCCUCUGUUUUAACCAUGGCGAUGGCUGCAACUGCCUCUUCCUCAUCCCCGACGUCCUCAACAUCAGCCAACGGCAGCGCCCGAGAGCACCUGUUGGCGGUGCGCCGGCGCACCCCGCACUCCCGGCCUUACACGAUUGGGCCCGACAACCUCCGCAGCCUGUCGGUGCAGGGCCCAGAUGGAGCCUCCACCUCUGCGUCCUCCUCCUCCACUAUGUCGCCUGGGAACCAACCAGAAAUGGCGGGGGUGGGCCUCCAGCGGGCCAAUAGCGACACAGACCUGGUGACGUCAGACAGCCGCUCAUCACUCACGGCUUCUACGCACGAGCUGACUCUGGGCCACAGCCACCUGGUCAUCUCCUGGGACAUCAAGGAGGAAGUGGAUGCCACAGACUGGAUCGGCCUGUACCACAUCGAUGAGACCAGUGUGGCAAACGUGUGGGACUCCAAAAAUCGCGGUGUGAACGGUACCCAGAGAGGACAGAUCGUGUGGAGACUGGAGCCGGGACCCUACUUCAUGGAGCCAGAGACUAAGAUCUGCUUUAAAUACUAUCAUGGUGUAAGUGGAGCAUUAAGAGCAACGACACCUUGUAUCACCGUCAAGAACCCUGGAGUACUGGUACGCAGUGAAGGCCAAGUGGAAGACCAAUCAGGGACUGAGCAUUGUCGGAAACUAGUCAGCUUCACCCUAUCAGACAUCCGGGCGGUGGGCCUGAAGAAGGGCAUGUUCUUCAACCCUGACCCCUAUCUGAAGAUGUCCAUCCACCCCGGGAAGAGGAGCGGCCUCCCCAACUUCACCCACCAUGGCCAGGAGAGACGCUCCUCCAUCAUAGCCAACACCAUUAACCCUGUGUGGCACGGGGAGAAAUACACCUUUGUGGCUCUGAUGACUGACGUGUUGGAGAUCGAGGUGAAGGAUAAGUUUGCCAAAAGCCGUCCUAUCAUCAAGCGGUUUCUGGGUCAGCUGAUCAUCCCUGUGCAGAGACUUCUAGAGGGGCCGACAGCUGACGAUCAGCCAGUCAGCUACAGCCUGUGCCGUCGUCUGCCUACGGACCAUGUGAGCGGGCAGCUUCUGUUCAGAGUGGAUAUCACCACCACCGGACAAGAAGAAACUUCCCCAGGUGCAGAAAGAGGCAUCUUGGGUGGCGCAGUGAACGGUGACCCUGGCAGUCCCUCGGACGACGAAGACCUCCCUCACCCAUCCCUGUCCUCACGCGUCACAUGCGGACCUUCUCCCACGGGCUCCGACGAGGGCUCCCUGUUAGUCAACGGUGCUUGUUACUAUGGCGAUGACAGCGUGUGGCGGGAGCCUGGGCAGAUGGGAGAGGAGGAUCUGCUUCCUGUGGCUCUGGGCGGCCACACCCACCGGCAGGUGUCACUCAACGACUACCUGGAUGCCAUCGAGGCUCCCAGGAGCCCUGAGGACCGACCUCAGGAGGGACCAUCGCCGAAACUCCGCUCUAGCUUUCCAACGGACACGCGGCUCAACGCCAUGCUGCACAUAGACUCGGAUGAGGAUGAGGAGACAGCAGGGCAGCACAGGGAGCAAUCACAGGAGGAGAGCACAGAAUUAGCCUUACCAAGGAGAUUAGCUACAUCUGAGUCUCCACAGGGAAAAAAGGAUUCAACAGGGGACCCACACGGGCAAACUGGAGAAAGGACUUGGCCUGGAAGCGGGGCCACAACAGAGGCAGGUUCCUCUGCCAGCGCUCAGCCUGGAACUGAGCCUGCAGGGGCUGAACCUGGAUCUGCAGAAGGUGCAGCUGGAGUCCGAACACAAGCAGGAACAUCAGCGGCUGUUGAGACUGCAGCUGGGACUGGAGAGAUUGCUGGAGCAUCAACUGAGGCUGUACAUGCCACUGGAGAAACCUCCACGCCUUCCUGCUCAUCUCAGGCAUCAGCGGCAGAGGCAGGUGCAGCAACUGGGCUGGGGGAGUCUGUGGGGGAGUGUACCUGUCAGGAGCAGAGCAGCCGGACGGGUGCAAACCAGGAAGUGCCCUGCAAUCCCUCACUUGGUCCACUUUCACCCAUUCAGGAGGUGGAGAUGAGAAAGGAAGUGGCUCCGAAGGCAGAGGAGGAAGGGGCGGAGUCAUCGAGCAGUGAGGCAAACGGGCCAGUAGCAGCAGCAGCUGCUCCUACCAGCAGCAACAUAGCUGACCAAGGAGGAGGGACUUCUGAAAAUGGAGCGAGAGCCAGCGGCGGGAACAGGCAGGAGGAGCAGGUGGUAGGGAAGGUGUGGAGGAGGCGGCCCAUGCAGGCCUCCGGAGGCGUGUCCCAAAACCAGGAGGUGUGUGGGGCCAGAGAGAAUCAGAACGGGACACCGGGUGCGGAGAGAGACACAAGUGCCACAGCUCAGGCCAAUGGCCACCAGUCUGUUCGCUCGCUGCCAUCUGUCCGCCAUGACAUCAGUCGUUACCAGAGAGUGGACGAGCCGCUACCACCUAACUGGGAGGCUCGUAUUGACAGCCACGGUCGGAUCUUUUACGUGGACCACGUGAACAGAACCACAACUUGGCAGCGUCCCACCGCUCCCCCUGCUCCGCAGACCCUCCAGAGGUCCAGCUCCAUACAGCAGAUGGAGCAGCUGAAUCGCAGGUAUCAAAGUAUACGUAGGACUAUAACCAAUGACAGCCGAGCAGAGGAACAGCCAGCCAAUGAGCUGCCGCCAGACGAGACUGACACGCACCCCUCCAUCCCAGAGCUGCGUAGGGACAACAGUGUGGCUCAGUCCAGUUCCAGGUCUCGCCUUACCCUGCUGCUUCAGUCCCCCAGCGCAAAGUUCCUCACCAGCCCUGACUUCUUCACUGUGCUGCAUUCCAACCCUAGUGCCUACCGUAUGUUCACCACCAACACGUGUCUGAAGCAUAUGAUCAGUAAGGUUCGUCGGGAUGCUCACCACUUUGAGCGCUACCAGCACAACAGGGACCUGGUGGCUUUCCUCAACAUGUUCACCAACAAACAGCUGGAGCUGCCCAGAGGCUGGGAGAUGAAGCACGACCACACCGGCAAGCCUUUCUUUGUGGACCAUAACUGCCGUGCCACCACUUUCAUUGACCCCCGGCUGCCUCUCCAGAGUGCUCGCCCCCCCCCAAGCCUCCUGGCCCACCGCCAACACCUGACCCGCCAACGCAGCCACAGUGCUGGGGAGGUCAGCCCACGACGACUGGCGGGUGAAGACCCUCGUCAUGCCGGCCCACCCGUACUGCCGCGGCCUUCCAACACCUUCGCUUCUGCCAACAGGGGUCAGUGCCAAGAUGUGCCAGUGGCUUACAACGACAAGAUUGUGGCAUUUCUUCGCCAACCAAACAUCUUUGAGAUUUUGCAGGAAAGACAGCCCGACUUCAACCGGAACCAUUCACUCAGGGAGAAGGUGCAGCUGAUCCGCACAGAUGGAGGGUCGGGAUUGGCCAGGCUGUCGGGUGACGCUGACCUUGUCAUUCUGCUUAGUCUGUUUGAAGAUGAAGUCAUGUCCUACGUGCCUCCUCACGCCUUACUUCACCCCAGCUACUGUCAGUCACCUCGAGGAUCCCCGGUCUCCUCUCCGCAGAACUCGCCUGGUACUCAGAGAGCUAAUGCCAGAGCCCCAGCACCCUACAAGAGAGACUUUGAAGCCAAACUGCGUAACUUUUACAGGAAACUGGAAACUAAAGGCUACGGCCAAGGACCAGGGAAGCUGAAAUUGAUCAUACGUCGUGACCACCUGCUGGAAGAUGCCUUCAACCAGAUCAUGUGCUAUUCCCGUAAAGACCUGCAACGCAGCAAGCUCUACGUCAGCUUUGUCGGGGAGGAGGGGUUGGACUACAGUGGACCUUCCAGAGAGUUCUUCUUCUUGGUUUCCAGGGAGUUGUUCAACCCUUAUUACGGCCUGUUUGAAUACUCUGCCAACGACACCUACACCGUCCAGAUCAGCCCCAUGUCCGCCUUCGUAGACAAUCACCACGAAUGGUUUCGGUUCAGUGGUCGUAUUCUGGGUUUGGCUCUGAUCCAUCAGUACCUGCUGGAUGCCUUCUUUACCAGACCCUUCUAUAAAGGCCUGCUGCGCAUUCCCUGUGACCUGAGUGACCUGGAGUACCUGGACGAGGAGUUUCACCAGUCUCUUCAGUGGAUGAAGGACAACGACAUAGAAGACAUGCUGGACCUCACCUUCACCGUCAAUGAAGAAGUCUUCGGACAGAUAACGGAAAGAGAGCUGAAGCCCGGCGGAGCCAACAUCCCUGUCUCUGAGAAGAACAAGAAGGAAUACAUUGAGCGGAUGGUGAAGUGGAGGAUAGAGAGAGGAGUAGUGCAGCAGACUGAAAGCCUGGUCAGAGGAUUCUACGAGGUGGUGGAUGCGAGGCUGGUGUCUGUGUUUGAUGCCAGGGAGCUGGAGCUGGUGAUCGCCGGCACAGCUGAGAUUGACUUAUCAGACUGGAGGAACAACACAGAGUAUAGAGGAGGUUACCAUGACAACCACAUUGUGAUCCGGUGGUUCUGGGCAGCUGUGGAAAGGUUCAACAAUGAACAGAGACUGCGGCUCCUGCAGUUUGUGACCGGGACAUCCAGUAUUCCCUAUGAGGGCUUUGCUUCUCUGCGAGGCAGCAACGGACCCCGACGGUUCUGUGUGGAGAAGUGGGGGAAGGUCACCUCGCUACCCAGAGCUCAUACCUGUUUCAACCGGCUGGAUCUGCCGCCGUACCCGUCCUUCUCAAUGCUGUAUGAGAAGAUGCUGACCGCAGUGGAGGAGACCAGCACCUUUGGGCUGGAAUGAGAAUCUCUUCUGUCCACCUACCUAAUUCACAGCUACCCUCAAGCUUGAAAGCCGCCUUUAGUUACCCCUCAAGGACUGCUGGUGGUAGUAAAGAGAGGAAGCCAUGUCAGAAGCUGAACAUGGGUUCAAAAAGCUGUAUCCAAUUUAUGGUUUGUGUUUAAUUUAUAAUUUUAUAACAGGGGCUGAAAAGACCAUUUGAAAUGUCCCGUGUACAGAAGUAAACGCUUAUUUCGCACCUGCUUAGUAACGCACGCUAUCACCUGCGUGAUGCGACGAAUAAAGACUCUCACUGCCUUUGGGACCAGAAUCGUAACUGCCAGGAUUUGACCAAUCAGAUGGGUUUUUCUUUUUCACUUUCUCUUUGAUACCAGGAGGUAAAAUUUUAAGAUGUACACUACACAUCAAAGGAGAAGCGACUACUGCCUUCACUGCAAAAGCUGAGUGGCCUCUUUUACUCUGGCUUGGAUGGACCUCGAAGGAUUUUAAGGCUUGCCCAGAACUGUGAGCUUUAGUGACGCCGUCAUUGUAGUACAGUGUCUCCUUGUGGCCUGUUGCUGUAACUGCACUCAUGUACAUUUUGUUUCUCAAAGCCUUUUUCGAGGGCCGCCUGAGGUAACUUUUGAUAAAGUUUGUGGGAUUUUCCAGUGAACUUCUACAGCUGAUUUUGCUGAUCCUUGGCCAGACAGAAGCUUUGAUAUUGUUAUUACAGUGAUUUUCUAAUGAUGUGGCAGUUAUAUGUGGAUGAUUUGAAUGUAAGUAACUUUAUGAUUUAGAUUAUGUGGGGGAGGUUGUACCUGAUCUGGAUCAAUUGGCAAAAAAUAUUUGCUCAGUAAAAGAAGUUAAAAAUAGCUAUGAUCCAGGUUUGUUUUCUAAAGUUUGUAGUCUACACUCAAAAUGUGUAGAUUGAAAGACAAUUCUAUAUCGAAAUAGUCCAAGGAAAUUAAAUGUUCACACAACAGUGGCAGAUCUAGAGCAUUUUAGAUGGG